Messenger RNA from Malurus melanocephalus (red-backed fairy wren), 6431 nucleotides. RefSeq names its product mitofusin 1 (gene MFN1). The transcript is spliced from 18 exons. NCBI's taxonomy places the organism in Eukaryota, Metazoa, Chordata, Aves, Passeriformes, Maluridae. Bases 84 to 2306 code for a protein of 740 amino acids. Gene Ontology annotation, cellular component: mitochondrial outer membrane. Gene Ontology annotation, biological process: mitochondrion localization; mitochondrial fusion. The record is from RefSeq and is a predicted model, not a curated record. Gene Ontology annotation, molecular function: GTP binding; GTPase activity.
CCCGGCGGCGGCGGUGACGGGCACGGCCGGGACCAGCGGGGCUCCGUGAGGGACAGGGGCCGGCACCGGGAGCUCCCAGCAGCAUGGCAGAAGCCUCUGUCUCUCCACUGAAGCACUUUGUGCUGGCCAAAAAGACCAUCACUGCCAUUUUCGAUCAGCUGCUGGACUAUGUUACUGAGGGAGCAGCAUUUGUGGAAGCCACAUACAAGAACCCAGAGCUUGAACAUAUAGCAACAGAAGAUGAACUAGCAAAAAUACAAGCAUAUAAAAACAAGCUGGCAGUCAUUGGAGAGGUGCUCGCACGGAGACAUAUGAAAGUGGCAUUUUUUGGCAGAACAAGCAGUGGGAAAAGUUCAGUCAUUAAUGCAAUGCUGUGGGAUAAGGUACUUCCCAGUGGGAUUGGCCAUACCACAAACUGCUUCCUCAGUGUGGAAGGAACUGAUGGAGAUAAGGCUUACCUUAUGACAGAAGGAUCAGAUGAAAAGAAGAGUGUCAAGACAGUCAAUCAGCUGGCACAUGCACUUCACAUGGAUAAAGAUUUGAAGGCUGGCUGUCUGGUCCAUGUCUUCUGGCCCAAGUCAAAGUGUGCCCUGCUGAGAGAUGAUUUGGUUUUAGUGGACAGCCCUGGCACAGAUGUCACUACAGAACUGGACAGCUGGAUUGACAAAUUCUGCUUAGAUGCUGAUGUGUUYGUCUUGGUUGCCAAUUCUGAAUCAACUCUCAUGAACACGGAGAAACAUUUUUUCCACAAAGUGAAUGAACGACUUUCCAAGCCAAACAUCUUCAUCCUCAAUAAYAGAUGGGAUGCCUCUGCAUCAGAACCAGAAUACAUGGAAGAUGUGCGUAGGCAGCACAUGGAGCGCUGUCUGACUUUCCUGGUCGAUGAGCUCAAAGUUAUUGAUCCUGCAGAAGCAAGAAAUCGCAUCUUCUUUGUUUCGGCAAAAGAAGUUCUGAGUGCCAGGAGACAAAAGGCCCAAGGAAUGCCAGAGGAUGGUGGAGCACUUGCUGAAGGAUUUCAGACAAGAUUCCAAGAAUUUCAACAUUUUGAGAAGAUAUUUGAGGAGUGUAUCUCGCAGUCAGCCGUGAAAACCAAGUUUGAGCAGCACACUAUCAGAGCUAAACAGAUAAUAGAUACUGUGAAAAACAUUAUGGACACCAUAAACGUGGCAGCAGCAGAGAAAAGAGUCCAUUCCAUGGAAGAGCGAGAAGAUCAGAAGGACAGGCUGGACUUCGUUCGAAAUCAGCUGAACAUUUUGACAGAAGAUACCAAGGAAAAAAUCAAACGCGUUACAGAGGAAGUCGAAAAUAAAGUCUCCUCUGCCAUGUCUGACGAGAUUUGCCGGCUUUCAGUUUUAGUUGAUGAAUUUUAUUCCGAUUUUCACCCUUCUCCUCAAGUGUUGAAGCACUAUAAGACGGAACUGAACAAACACAUAGAAGACGGUUUGGGAAAGAACCUGGCUGAGCGCUGCUCCACUGAAGUCAACCAGUCCAUUCACCAGUCCCAGCAGGAGAUAAUUGAAAAUCUGAAACCAUUGUUGCCUUCUUGUGUUCAGAAUCAGCUGCACUUGCUAGUUCCUUGCAGGAAGUUUGACCUUAGCUACGAUCUAAACUGUCAUAGCCUGUGUGCAGAUUUUCAAGAGGAUAUCAUGUUCCACUUYUCUUUGGGAUGGACUUCUCUUGUAAACCGUUUCUUGGGUCCUAAACAAGCUCAGAAAGUACUCCUGGGACUAGCAGAUCCAAACCUACAUAUCCCUCGCCCUUUAGCCAGCACCCCGUCUACCACCAGCCUUCCCGCCACAACUCCUGAGAAYGUGCCCCAGGAUGACUUUAUGGUUCCUCUGGUGUUGAAUUUAGCCUCGCUGACGUCCCGGACCUCCAUGAGCAUCAUCGUUGUUGGCGGAGUGAUUUGGAAGACCGUAGGCUGGAAACUGAUCUCGUUCUCGCUGAGCAUGUACGGGCUGCUGUACCUGUACGAGAGGCUGACCUGGACCACGCGGGCCAAGGAGAGAGCCUUCAAGCAGCAGUUUGUGAACUAUGCCACUGAGAAGCUGCAGAUGAUUGUCAGCCUCACCAGUGCCAACUGCAGCCACCAGGUGCAGCAGGAAAUGGCCACCACCUUUGCUCGGCUCUGUCAGCAGGUGGAUAUUACUGAGAGAAACCUGGAAAAAGAAAUCGCUAGGCUGUCCAAAGAAAUAGAUCAGUUGGAGAACAUACAGAGCAGCUCCAAACAGCUGAGAAAUMAAGCCAUUCACCUUGAGAACGAGCUAGAUCGCUUCACAAAACAUUUUCUUCAAAAGAGUAAAUAAAAUGUCAUUCUGAACCCUCCCGGUGCUCCUUUGUAGGGCAAAGUAGAAAUUUUACAGGUUGGCACUUUGCUAUUUGGAGUCACUUGAAAUUAUUUCUAUUUUUAAUGUUACUCUGGUGACACUUAUUGUUUUAAAACUUGGACUCUGAUGGUGAAUCAGACUGAAGAGCUGUGGUACUCUUGAGUGUUCUGUUUGUUUUGCAGAUUUUGGGUUAAAAAUUACCUUUAAACACUAAUUUUUUUUUGGCACUUGACAGCAAAACCCCAAAUCCUCACUGGUUUUUAUGAGUAUGUAGCAGUGGCAAGUCUGACUUCCUGGCAUCCAGGACCUUAGGCAGGAAAAGAGCUUAUCCCAGUUUCCUGCUUUCAGCUGCUUAGGAAUUGUCCAGGAAUGAAGCGUUUUCCAUGUAGGUGUGAUUUUGUUUAGUGAAGUACAAACUGGCAUGGGAAAGGACUCCUGCCAYGUUUGGAAAGCAGGUGCCAAUGUGCUUUAAAGAAAAGGAAAAGGUCCCUUUUCUUUAAGGGCAGUGAAAGCUGAGGGUAAACUGCACUAAGGAAAUGCAGUGGGCUCAGGGUCCCUGUGGCCACCUCAGUGAGCCAAGAGGGCAGUGGUUAAGUACAAAUGAACCUAUUUCUUGCAGGUGCUAAAGCAGGGAAAUGGUUCUUUGCCUGUGAGCACAUGGACCGUGCUCAGGUGAGCUCAGGUGUGUCAGUGCCUCGCGCUCACAGCCAGGCACAGCAGUGUUUGCCAAGAUGGUCUGCACAGGAUUGCUGCAGGUUGGGGGUCAGCAGUGACCUGGAGAUCCUGCUGCUGGAUUCAGGGAGCAGGACAUGGUGAAACCCCAUCCCUCCCUGACCCCUCCCUUGGUUCUCCUGCAGAACAGGUCUCCUCUAGGUCAGACUCCAGGCAGCUGUGCUGGAGUCCUUCACCUCUGCUCACCUCCAGCAAAGCCUCUUUUAAAAGUUUCUGCUGUUGCUAUCUGCAAUCAUUCAACAUCUACUUUUUUCUAACUAGACUUUUUAAAAUUAUUUUAAAAGAAAAGCCUUUUCAGAGUAUUUAUAUAUUUUUAUGGCAGUGUUAACAUUGACUAAAUUAAAUAUUCAGCUCUUGGAUAGGAAUUUGCUAUUUUCCAGCAAUGAAGGGCUGUUGCAUCUAUUUCCUGAAAGAUGUAAUGCUAGAGGCGUUAAGGGAGGAUAAGGAAUCGUUCCUCCAGUGUGUUCAGGUCUUUGUUCUGACUGUGCAUGGGGAGUCCUGUGGGUUUGAGGGGAACUGUGGCAUCCACGAGUAAGUAUGGGCCCCACCUUGGUGUGGGUGAGGGCACAGCUGUGUAUCAGUGCUCUGUUUGUGGAGCAUUUGUAUUGAUAUUGUAUCAAGACAAAACUUUAAAUGCAUGUGUUCUAAAGUUAUUUAUUAAAAAAAACUACUAUCCCUGUGCUCCAGUAAGUUCUUUGGCAGCUCUGUCCAAGUCCUGCACGUCACUCCCACAGGUAAUGGAGAUCCAGGACAGGUCCCAGCUGCUGCCGUGUGGCUGCUCCAUCCCCAUCCCAGGGACCCUGCAGGCCAGGGGCUGCUGACACAACACGGAUAGCUGAUCCAGGCUGGUGAAAAGCACUUGUUUAUUGGUUACAAUAUCAACUCAUGGCAACAUCUUUCACUGAGCCACUGUACAAAUACAAAGAAAAAGAUCCAUCAUGGAAAAAAAAAAAAAAAGCUAUAAACAAAGUUCAUAGCAAGUGAUUUUUUGUCACAGGGAAGUCUUUUUACAACAGCACUGUUAAAGAACAAAUGGCACAAGUCCCUGGUUUUUUAAUAGCUUAAAUAAAAGCUUUAAGACUGUUUCUGAAUACAUACACAAUCCAAAGGCAGUGCAGAAUCACUUCAUAAUUGGUAACAUUACUGAAGUUUUCCAAAGUAGUCAGCAACAAGUGAAAACAAAACAAAAAAAGCUGAYGAGAGAUGCUGGGAACUAACGGCAAAAUAAAAUCAAGCAUGUUUAGAAGCAUUUUGCUUUGGACUCCUUUGGAUGUAAUAUGUACUACAAGUGUUCAGAUGCUUUUAUUUAAAAAAAAAAAAGAAAAACACAAAGAGAGCACCAUUGUGUAAGUAAAACAAAGGCUUGAAAUACCUAAGACUAUUCCACCGAAGUCCAUAUUAGUUAAAACCUAAACAUACUGUGUGGUAUAAGAAUGUCAGGCACAUGUAAUCUGUUAUCAGUUAUAUCAAUUAGUAACACUGUUCACACAUUUACCAUAACAACACUGCAUUAACAUUCUGCAUGUAUUUUACAUAACCAGCAAUUGGAUAAAAGGCUCUGGUGCCUCUGAAGUGUAGGAGGAGUGUGACCAGCAUGCAUGCCAGAGUACUGGAUACACAGUGCACCAUCAACCCAUGCUAAGUACUUGUACAGGAAAUGCUAUCUCAAAACCAGCCAUUCUGCUACACAACCAUCGAUACCAACUAGUCCAAUUAGCCAAUACUCUCACCAACAUCUUAAAGCACAGCACUAAACCUAGUGGAGGUGACAGUGUCCCCAAAGGGGACAGACUACAACUCUUGGAAUGUUUUCACAAUGUUUUCAUUCCACCUUAAAGUAAUUAGUAUGAACUUCAUCGUGGGAUGAGCAGUUACACAACUGAAGUAAGGAGUCAACUACUUCCAACCCAUGGAUUACAGUAAGGACACAGCGGGACCUGCUGCUGCACCAGCUCGGCUUCGCCAAGGCAAGGUCAGGCCCUGUCCUGCACAGGGAAAAGCCUCUGAUCCGUGUUCCCUUUGGAAUGGCACAAAUCCUGGCACUACACGGAGCUGUCAGCACUGCCAUGGAUCUGCAGCUCAGCACAGCAGAGGACAGCAAAGGGCUGCAGACAGAUGGAACCAGGCCACAGUACUGAAGUGCACAAGCAAACAUCAGCACGGAGCCACAGCAGCUUUUUGUGGUUUCCAGAAUCUCAGCCUCUUUCUCCAAUAAACAGCAGCCAAGGCUACACUGGGAACGAGCCCAGGCUGGGCACUUGCCUGAASGGACAACUCUCUACUGCAAAGUUAAAUCACAUUAGAAAAUGCUGACAAACUCUACCAGAAUAAAAUAAAUCUUGUUGCACCAAGCACAUGGUUCUGCUUCCCAAGCCAUAACCAAUUGCCUUUACAAGAGAGGCUGGGCAAGAGUUACUCUGCCACCGUUUGGCACAAWGCUCUUGGUUACUCCAGUUCUGUAAUGACACAACUUAUUUGAAAUUCAGCUAAGGAUGUAAGCAAACUUUUAAAGCCAGUGAAGAUGUGCCCACUAGUGCUGCCAGACCUGCUGCAAGUGAGUUUGCUGUCAUGGUGCAGUCAGAAAUCUCACAAGCUGCACACCCAGGCCCAUGCCAACUGCAGGCAYACAGCAGUUUCUUUGAAAUUCAAAGCUGGGUUAACACCUUUAAAGUAAAAUCUAUCAAAGGUUAUUUUAUUACCUUCCUUCUUUUAGGAGGAGUCUGAGCUUUUACCAUAAAAGCCACCUCCAUUUUAGCUGGGGCAUCAACCUCGAGACGUCCUUGCCAGCUGUUUGAAGAAGGGAAUGCCACAGCCUGAGUCACUCCGUGGCACCACAAAGCACCUGAGAUACUGCAAUCUGCAGGCUUAGAAAAUAACCCAUGGCCAGGGCAGUCAUGGAACAGCAAACACCACCUGGGCAGGAUCUAUCACAGGCUUCCUACAAGCUCCAAAGAUGCACCAGAUGCCAUUUCCCCCGCCGUGCUCRGGCUUCUCCCAGGUCUCGUGUGCUGACACAGGAGCCCCUCAGACCUGACCGGGCAGCAGAGGCAGGCAGAGCUCUGUGAUGUCGUUGGACACCUCAGCAAGUGUUGGCAUUCCUUGGUUAAAUUUUAAAAGCAGCUGAAUCCAAGAGACAACAGCCAUCCAACAAUGACAGUGAAGUUAUUCGCAGUAAUACCUGUACAAGAGCCAUUACCACUGUUACAGGCUACCUGAACUGGUAAGAAAAGUUAUAUACAGCUGUAAAAUUGGUUUUGGAGUUUCACAAGUAGAAACCAGUUUUAAUACCAGAAUGUAAAAAUGGCACCUGUCUYGGCAAAGGUGUUGACUAGGAAAUUGGUUCAAAACACACUUCUAUGGAAAAAUUUUUUU